AUUAUUGUUAUGAAAUAAAUGGCAGAGCACUGAACAAUAUGGAGUUUUGUUGGCUGAGGAUACUGAUAGGAUUAUUCGUCCUGAGGAAAGAGAACGCUUUCGUCCCCGAGAGAAUUGUCCGCGCUUCUGGGGAGCAGGCCACGCUUCCCUGCGAGUCCGUGAGCCCCCGAACCCGUUGGUUUUGGCUCCCUCUGAGUUCCAGGUGUGCUGAGGUCCAAAGGGGUUACGUAGAAAUAACCUGGAGCCUUACUGGAAAUGAAGUGGCUCCUAUUCGGUUCAAGGAGCGGCUGGCAAACCAGACAUCAGGGUCCCUGGCCCUCCGGAAUCUGGUCAUGAGCGAUUCAGGCACCUACGUCUGCCGUUUGCCCAACGGCUUGGAGACUCGUACCGUGCUGGAGGUGACCGCAGGUACCGGCUGCCACAACAACGUCUUCGUCUCCUUCUGGUGGCUCAACGCCUCCUCUUUGCGACUCAGCUGCCGUCACUGCCGCUCGCCAGGCAACUUCAAGCCAAACUCUUUUCGCUGGAUGCUAAACUCAAAACCGCUGGGCAACGAGCACUGGUUCGAGAAGAGCAAUUUCGGGUCCUUUGUCCAAUUACUGUCCACCCGGCGGAGGGCUUGGGGGCGCUGGGAAUGUCACUCUCUUGCCAAUCACACUUGGGUAUCUGAAAUUUGCUUGGAGCCACCCGUCCGAGAGAAGGGCGCAGGGAGGGAACCGCCAGAAGCCCCUCAGAGCUGGACCUCAGUGUCCGGGCUGAACGAUGGGGGUGAAGACGCUCCUUCAGGUUCUGCUUCUGCUGAGCAGCCUCCCUAUUUGGUGUCAUUUCUCUCGCCAAGUCCUGCCACUGCCAAGACAACGGACGCUGCGCCUGCAGAAGCCGGUGGAGUGAAGGGCACCAAAAUCUGGAUUUGGGCCUUGCUGCUCCUUGGUCUGGCUCUGGUCCUGGCUGCUUUUGGAACAGCCGUGUGGAUGUGGAGGAGGCAGCCAGCAACCAGGAAGCAGAGAGGAAGAAAGGAGAGGGCAGGCUGCGCUUCUGUGAUAAAUCCAGCCAGAGUGAACGAGGAACUUUACAAGAGGAAGAGUCUGGAGGAGGGACCUGCUUCCCUUCAUUAUGCACAACUGGAAUAUCCCCGGAGGAAAUCCGCCUCUGCUUGCACUCAAGACAGCAGCACGGUGUACGCGGUCAUUGUCUGACGCCGUGACUUCCGACACCCACACUUUAACAUUGGCAACCACAACUUCUACAUCUCCUCGGCACAGUUCCUUUUGCUGCUUCCUCUCAAAGCCUCCGGAAACAGUGAACAAGAGGUUCCCACAUAUGACUUUUGCUCCUCAGGCUCCAUGUCCCCAAAAGCCACCCCAGCCUCCUGCUUCCUUUAAACAGG
Molecule: messenger RNA, 1387 nt
Organism: Zootoca vivipara (common lizard)
Lineage: Eukaryota; Metazoa; Chordata; Lepidosauria; Squamata; Lacertidae
Source: RefSeq, a predicted model, not a curated record